Sinocyclocheilus anshuiensis is the source of this 2527-nucleotide messenger RNA. RefSeq names its product CKLF-like MARVEL transmembrane domain-containing protein 4. The record is from RefSeq and is a predicted model, not a curated record. Lineage: Eukaryota; Metazoa; Chordata; Actinopteri; Cypriniformes; Cyprinidae. Bases 228 to 854 code for a protein of 208 amino acids. Gene Ontology annotation, cellular component: membrane. The transcript has 5 exons.
ACAUUCUGUGCAUCCAGAAACUGAAAUAUGGACACUGCCAUGAGAACAGCCGUGAUCAUUCGAGAUCGUUCAGCACUCUUCCCAACAGGAUCCGAGCACAGCGCGACGGCAGGAAUGGGGCUGGAGAUGACGGAGAGGUGGAUGUAGUGUUUGUGCUCGGGAUCUAGGACCAGGGGACCGCGAACCAGCUCUUAUAUCUGGGCGGGACGUGGAGAUAAGAGUUUAGAAUGAGGAAUAACGAGGAGACUGAGGGCUUUGAUGGCGAGGCCUCCAACACCUCGAUGAUUUCAGGAGCCAAUAGUCCGUAUCAGCCGACCACCGAGCCCGUGCACUCCAGAAACGUGUUCAGGGCCAUCAGGUGUGACCUGGACUAUAUCAAAUCACAUUUCGGUGUUUUAAAAGUUAUCGAAGUGGUCCUGGCUCUCAUUUCUUUCAUCUUCAUUGAGACCAUAAUGAUGUGCUCGCCCUGUGCCGGCGUCUACCUCUUUGAGUUUGUCAGCUGCAGUGCCUUCGUUGUCACAGGUGUCUUGCUCCUCAUCUUCAGCCUGAACCUGCACACCAAAGUGCCCCAUAUCAACUGGAGUCUAACAGAUCUGAUCAACACUGCCACCAGCACCUUGUUCUUCUUUCUGGCUUCAGUGGUUUUGGCAGCUCUCAACCAUCAAACUGGAGCAGAGAUCGCAGCUGUGAUUUUCGGGUUCCUGGUGAUGGGUGUGUACGGUCUGAACACAUUUUUGGCAGUACAGAGAUGGCGUCUCAGGGACUCGCGAGAUGGACCCCUGCAGACCAGCGAGUACAUCCGUGCUCGCACAGCCUCACGGGGAGAGGUGGAGUCACGGCCUGAGCUACAGUAAAGCACACAGGCAGACCAAUGAAGACUGAGACAAGCAAAGCCCCGUCUGCAUUCCUGGCACAGUGUGCUCUUUCAUAUCCUCGUGAUGGGAGCCUGACGAGCGGCAGUCAGGAAGAGCGCUUACAAACAAACAAUUGCGUGAACAGUCUAAAAUGGAACAAACCUCUGGCAUCUUCAUCAGUCUCAGGCCAGCAUCUUUUGACUUUAUACUUAAAUACUGUAUAUUUAUGUUAAUUAAGGGCUUUACCUUAUAAUGAUCUGGAUAAUUAUUGACUGAAACUCACUCCACUGUGCUCCUAAACUCCCAGCGGGGAAAGGUUUUAAUAAUGCCUGCAAUAAAAUGGACAAAACCUGUCAGUCACCGCUUGAAACCCGCUUCUAUUUAGCUCUGUAUUCUAUUUAGAAUGCAGCUAUGCCUUAAAUGUCUUAUCAAGGAUUAAAAAUAACUAUACAGAAUGGAAUAAUGGAAAUGAAUGGUUGCUAAAUAGACUGAUCUAAGUGAUCUUUCUGACUGAAAUGUAAUGGGAAUUUGUAGGAAGGUUUAUGAGCAAAAAUAUUUUUUUUUUUUAUUGUUUUAUUUUCUCUGCCAUUGUGUUCCUGUAUCAAACACAUCUAGUAAACUGCCGUUGCAUUGGGCUGUUUUUCUGUAGAGAUGAAGUGACUAGAUGAUAGGAGCAUCAGUAUUUAUUUUAAUGUUAAUUAUUUUUUGUAAUACCACAGCUUUGGUAGCUACAUUGUAUCAAAUGUAGAAUUUCACCUCGUGAAUGUGUCCCUGCAUUGCAACAGACAGUUACAGCUUUCAGAUUGUCUGUGUGCGUGAAGGGAGGUGUGAGUUUAUGAAACUUUUUAGUCUAAUCUUUAGAUGAUACAAAUGUUUAGUUACUAAAUCGUGUGUGCAUAGUCUGUUGGUCAUUUUUGUUGUUUGUAAUAUUUUCUCUACUCCACUGUGUACUCCAAGUUAUCUGUAUAUGUCGAUUUAAGCAAGGGUAGAGUUUUUGAAGAAGGUGUAUAUACUACGUAUCUGUGUGUGACAUUUUACAUUUCUGAAGGUUUCCUAUUUGUAUGAAUUCUGACACUAAUAGACUGUAUUUGAAGGAACAAGUGUACUGCAGUACAUAUGAAUGCAUUAGCUAAACUAUCUUUUUUCUGUGUGCUUUAAUCAUAGAGGCUUUAUUAGUCGAAACCCUUGGACACUAAUGUUACGACAACAUUAGCAGAAUAACUGCUUCAUUGGGUGUGAAAUUCAAACAUUUUAUUUGCACUCUCUGAUGAAAGUGGUCAAAUCAUCUGUUUUCUGAAGUGAAGCUUUGUUGACCUUCUAAUGGGCCUUUUUGAAAAGAGUAUCAUAGAAUGACAUCGGGGGGAAAUUAAAUGCAUCUUUUAACACAGAUUUUAAGGCAUAGUGCAAUUGUUCAUGAUUUUUUUUUCACUAGAAAAUGCUCAUUUGCAAUAUUCGUUUAUAUAUACAUGCUUAUGUCUUAUUUUAAGUUCUUAAAUUAAGUAACUUUUAUGUUUUGGAAUAAGACCAAUGUUGAAAUGAAGUCAUUUUGAGUAUAAUGUCUCUCAUUAUAGACAUUGAUCAACACUGUGUGGGCUUGAAAAUGUUAAAAGACAAUCACAAGAAUGAUUUGUGUCUUAAUGAAGGACUCUGCAUUAAAGUGCUGAAGUCACUGA